AUGGAUUUUGAAAUGGAUUUUGAGACUCGGCAAUCGGUCAACAAGGCGCUGACCAAUCUUACAAUGAACUUGGAAUGGCUCAACCGUCUUCCUCUGGCAUGCAACACCACCGCCGACCAAACCGCAAACUGGAGAUUUUGGUAUUGGGCUAACAGCAACGGCCCAAUCGACUUUGGAAGAUGCGUGUUCGAAUGUCCAUCAUACGAGGCGUUUUGGAUCAUCCUCAUCAUCGUCACCAUUAACGCCGCCUUUUGCGACUCUCAGCUGAACGGGUUCAAAAAGUCCAACCAAGAACUUCCCGCCAACACUGCGAAUUCACCUCUCACCACAUUCAACUCGGACGCUCUACCCAAGCGACAUGGACCCUGUUGGAUGCAACGACACCUGAAGUCCCGGCCCUGGAUUGUUGUCGUCACCAAUCUCUGCUUUCUGAUGGCUAUUUUGGUCAUGCUUGAGGGCUUCGCAGUCUUGCUCACAGCCUGGCGCUUCAGUAUUUUCUUUCUCCAGCUCACCUUUCCGGCCUGGGAACCUCGGGCUCUGGCGUUUUUGGCUUACUCUCCAGUGUGGAUCAUCAUCCUCCUGCCCUGGGCUGGCGUUUUGUGUACGGGCCACUUUCUUCUCAAGGUUCAGUUUAACCUUAUGAGCGAAUUGAUCAACCUUUACUGUGAGAACCCGAAAAAGACAGUCAAGAACGAGGAUGUGGAGCUUGGGGACUUGGUCGAUGGGGAGGAGGAUGAUACAUGCCCUCCGGUUUAUGAGGGGUGGCAGCAGACUGAACUACGCGCGGUUUGA
Messenger RNA from Fusarium vanettenii 77-13-4, 792 nucleotides. RefSeq lists its product as uncharacterized. The record is from RefSeq and is a predicted model, not a curated record. The transcript has a single exon. NCBI's taxonomy places the organism in Eukaryota, Fungi, Ascomycota, Sordariomycetes, Hypocreales, Nectriaceae. The coding region runs from base 1 to 792 and encodes 263 amino acids.